Erigeron canadensis is the source of this 773-nucleotide messenger RNA. Its product is annotated as deSI-like protein At4g17486. NCBI's taxonomy places the organism in Eukaryota, Viridiplantae, Streptophyta, Magnoliopsida, Asterales, Asteraceae. Gene Ontology annotation, biological process: protein deubiquitination. The transcript is spliced from 3 exons. Gene Ontology annotation, molecular function: deubiquitinase activity. Bases 39 to 719 code for a protein of 226 amino acids. The record is from RefSeq and is a predicted model, not a curated record.
CAUUCAAAUCUUUCGAAUUAUUUGAACACAACAACAAGAUGCUUUGUAGAGGAAACAAUUCAAUAAAAUGUCGCAAACCAGGAUCAAAUCCUGUUUACUUAAACGUAUAUGAUCUUACUCCCAUGAAUGAGUAUGCAUAUUGGCUAGGCCUAGGUGUCUAUCAUUCCGGUGUACAAGUGCAUGGAGUUGAGUAUGCUUAUGGAGCUCAUGAAGAAGCUACGACCGGAAUAUUUGAAGGAGAACCGAAACAAUGUGAAGGGUUUACGUUUAGGAAGCGGAUUUUGAUCGGAUGGACCGAUAUGAAUAUAAAGGAAGUUAAAGGAUUCAUGGAAGAACUUGGCCACGAAUACAAAGGAACUUCGUAUAACUUAAUUACAAAAAAUUGCAAUCACUUUUGUAAAGAUGUUUGUAUUAGGCUUACAGGAAAUUCUAUACCGAGUUGGGUUAAUCGUCUAGCUAAAAUCGGUCUUUUAUGCAAUUGUCUAGUUCCAGCGAGUAUAAGUUCAACUAAAGUUGGAAUCGAAGAUAACAAAUGUAAUGAAGCAGAAGUUAAGGCGAAACUAAGGAGUCGUUCGAGUAGGUUCACUUCAUCGUCGAGUUCUCCAUCAUCAUCCGAAAAAUCGACAUUUGCAUCACCUAUAUUUGGUCGGACCAGAAGUCAUGGAAGAACUGUUCUUCAUCCAUGUUCCCCUUUGAUGCUAAAUAUUUCUUGUUCGUAGUAAAUGUAAUUUGGAAUUUGGAUUAAGGGUAAAUUAUUUUUGGUCAAUUCUUAA